Molecule: messenger RNA, 918 nt
Organism: Acanthosepion pharaonis
Lineage: Eukaryota; Metazoa; Mollusca; Cephalopoda; Sepiida; Sepiidae
Source: the annotation of a GenBank genome assembly
AUGUACGUCUAUUUUCUUUUCUUUUUUCGUUCUUUGUAUUCGCAUCAUUCAUACGUAUUCAGAUGUUCUUUCAAACUCCAUUCAUUAUGGAAUCCGUACAGCACGUACAUGCGCGUCAACACAAACGCUUUCAUACGCAUGCGUAUACGCGCGAAUCUUUUGGAAAUAGUGACCGAAAGGGGAAACAAAUUCCUGCUCGGGCUUAAACAAGUUCAUCUCCGCAUCCGCAUUCUCUUCUGUCUACCUUUUAUUCGGUGUCCUUUCCUCCGUCUCCGUACCUUCUGGUCUUGUAUCUCAUUCAUUCCUAUAUACCACAAUCUAUUUCUUUCUUUCUUUCUUUCUUUCUUUCUUUCUUUCUCAAUCGAUUCCUAUCUGUCUCUCCCAAUCUAUCUAUUCCAGUCUAUUACCUCAUAUUUAUCUCAAUCUAUUUUCUUUCUUUCUUUCUUUCUUUCUUUCUUUCUUUCUUUCUUUCUUUCUUUCUCAGUCGAUUCCUACCUGUCUGUCUGUCUCUCUCAAUCUAUCUAUUCCCAUCUAUUACUAUAUAUCUAUCUCAAUCUAUUCUUUCUUUCUUUCUUUCUUUCUUUCUUUCUUUCUUUCUUUCUUUCUUUCUUUCUUUCUAAAUCGCUUCCUAUCUAUCUGUCUCUCCCAAUCUGUCUAUUCCAAUCUAUUCCUAUCUAUCACAAUCUCUUUCUUUCUUUCUUUCUUUCUUUCUUUCUUUCUUUCUUUCUUUCUUUCUUUCUUUCUCAAUCGAUUCAUAUCUGUCUAUCUGUCUCUCCCAACCUACCUAUUCCAGUCUAUUACUAUAUAUCUAUGACAAUCUCUUUCUUUCUUUCUUUCUUUCUUUCUUUCUUUCUUUCUUUCUUUCUUUCUUUCUUUCUUUCUGCGUUUGUGUGGAUAUUGGUAUAUUUACAUGCAUAA